UUACGUUUGGGAAAGGGUAAGGCAUUUUCCCUUCAAACGGUCCUUCAUUUUCCCUUUCCUCUUUCCAUACCGAAAAUUCAUUUCGGAAGGUCAGGUCCUCCCGAUAUCACCGAUACGUACUCUCUUCUCGUCCUCAACAUCACCUUCCGCACGACUGCUGAUGAUUUGUUUCCACUCUUCGACAAGUACGGGAAGGUCGUCAACAUCUUCAUUCCCAAAGAUCGAAGGACUAGUGAUUCAUGCGGCUUUGCAUUUGUGUGCUAUAAGUAUGACGAUAAAGCUCAGAAAGCUGUAGAUAGGCUAGAUGGGAGAGUUGUUGAUGGUCGGGAGAUAACUGUUCAGUUUGCAAAAUAUGGCCCUAAUGCAGAGAGGAUUCAGAAAGAAAGGAUUAUUGAAUCAUUUCCAAGGUCAAGAAGCCGAAGUCCUCGUAGAAGAUUUGAUUUCCUAGAGGGAACUCCAAUUCUUCCUUUGUUCACCGGGACGACCAUUAAAAAGAUAGGGAUUAUAGAAGAAGAGGUCGAAGUAGAAGUUAUAACAGAUAUGAACGUGAUUGAUAUCGUGGGAAAGACAGAGACUCUCGGCGCCAAAGCAGGAGCCAUAGUGCUAGUCCUGUUCGUUCUAAAGGCCGGGGAAGAGAUCGUUAUGAUGAAGAUCGGCGAAGUAGCAGUCGAUCAAGGAGUGUUUCUCCUUAUCGCCACAGUCCUAGUCCUCAGAAGAGUCCUUCCCCACGUAAGGCAUCUUCCCCUAGGGGUGAAAGUCCUGAUAGACGGAGCCGUGAUGGGCAUUCUCCAAGUCCUCGAAGUGUUUCACCACGAGGCCGUCGUGCUGAUUCUCGGAGCCUGUCUUCUGGAAACACAGAUUGAUGAAUGAUCUUUGCAGAUGGCAUUGGAAUUCUUGGAAACUUGACGUAGCAUGUUUCAUGUUGCUAUUUUGUUAAUGUUAGAGGACAUUCAAAUAUCAUUUGUUUCUUGUAUUGGUAGGACUUUUUGGUUAUAAUUUUCUGUCCUGAACCUUUUGUCACUAUUACCUAAGUAAGAUGUGUCAUGGUAUUUAACGUUAUGUAGUUUGUAGCUUGAUGUUUCAGUACACAUCAAUGAUUCUAUGGUGUGAGUCUGUUUUCAUAUUUUGCUUCCUCUGCCUUGAGAUAUUAUAUUUGGCUUUUAUUUUGCUUGAUAUUUGUCUUUCUGAU
Hibiscus syriacus is the source of this 1189-nucleotide messenger RNA. RefSeq lists its product as uncharacterized. The transcript has 9 exons. Gene Ontology annotation, molecular function: RNA binding. NCBI's taxonomy places the organism in Eukaryota, Viridiplantae, Streptophyta, Magnoliopsida, Malvales, Malvaceae. The record is from RefSeq and is a predicted model, not a curated record. The annotation marks the transcript as partial.